AUGGCUUCGCUUGGUGAUAUAGGACUUGCAGCAGCAAUAAACAUUCUUACUGCUUUUGCUUUCUUACUGGCAUUUGCCAUUCUUCGUAUCCAACCUAUAAAUGAUAGGGUGUAUUUUCCAAAAUGGUAUCUGAAGGGUUUGAGAUGCAGUCCAUUGCAAGGAGGGGCGUUUGUGAGCAAGUUUGUCAAUAUAGACUUCAAGUCAUAUAUAAGGUUCUUGAACUGGAUGCCUGCAGCUUUGCAAAUGCCAGAACCUGAACUAAUUGACCAUGCAGGCUUGGAUUCUGCUGUUUACUUGAGGAUCUACUUGCUUGGGCUGAAAAUAUUUGUCCCCAUUGCUUUCCUAGCAUUUUCUGUCAUGGUUCCUGUCAAUUGGACCAAUCAUACCUUGGAGCGUUCAAAUGUGGCUUAUACUAGCAUAGAUAAGCUUUCAAUUUCAAACAUUCCAACAGGAUCAAAUAGAUUUUGGACUCAUUUGGCAAUGGCUUACGUUUUCACCUUCUGGACAUGUUAUAUCUUGAAAAGGGAGUAUCAGAUAGUUGCAACAAUGAGAUUGCAUUUUCUUGCAUCAGAACGACGCCGUCCUGAUCAAUUUACAGUACUUGUUAGGAAUGUACCGCCUGAUCCUGAUGAAUCAGUCAAUGAGCUAGUGGAACAUUUCUUUUUGGUCAACCAUCCAGAUAACUAUCUCACACAUCAGGUUGUCUACGAUGCAAAGAAACUUUCUAGUCUAGUUGCUAAGAAGAAGAAAAAGCAGAAUUGGCUUGACUACUAUGAACUUAAAUAUUCUAGAAAUCAAUCUACAAGGCCAUAUAAAAAGACUGGUUUUUUAGGUCUUUGUGGUAGUAAAGUGGAUGCGAUUGAAUUCUAUACUGCUGAAGUCGAGAGACUAUCAAAAGAAAUAGAAUUGGAGAGAGUUAAGGUCAUGAAGAAUUCUAAAUCUGUAAUGCCAGCAGCUUUUGUUUCCUUCCGAACUCGUUGGGGUGCUGCUGUUUGUGCACAAACUCAACAAUCCAGAAAUCCAACUACAUGGUUGACUGAGUGGGCUCCAGAACCUCGUGAUGUGUAUUGGGAUAACAUGGCAAUACCAUAUGUUUCACUCACAAUAAGGAGGCUUAUAAUUGCUGUUGCUUUCUUCUUUCUGACAUUCUUUUUCAUGAUUCCCAUUGCAUUGGUACAAUCACUUGCUAACAUUGAAGACAUUGAAAAAGCAGCACCUUUCCUAAAGUCCUUUAUUGAAAUAAAAUUCAUAAAGUCUUUUAUACAAGGUUUCCUUCCUGGGAUUGCUUUGAAGAUAUUCCUCAUUUUUCUUCCAACAAUAUUGAUGAUAAUGUCCAAGUUUGAAGGGAUUAUAAGCCUGUCUUCUCUAGAAAGGAGAUCAGCCACAAGAUAUUAUAUCUUCCAGUUCAUUAAUGUAUUUCUCGGGAGCAUAAUUACUGGGACUGCGUUCCAACAACUUGAUAAAUUUAUCCACCAGUCUGCAAAUGAAAUUCCAAAAACAAUUGGGAUCUCAAUUCCAAUGAAAGCAACUUUCUUCAUAACUUACAUAAUGGUAGAUGGGUGGGCUGGAUGUGCUGCUGAGAUUUUAAGAUUGAAGCCAUUGAUAUUUUAUCACUUAAAAAAUUUCUUGUUAGUGAAGACUGAAAAGGACCGUGAAGAAGCAAUGGAUCCUGGGACUUUAGGUUUCAAUACAGGCGAACCACAAAUACAACUUUAUUUCUUACUUGGCCUUGUGUACGCUGUGGUCACACCAUUUCUACUUCCAUACAUCAUAGUGUUCUUUGGUUUGGCAUAUGUUGUCUACCGUCAUCAGAUUAUAAAUGUCUACAACCAAGAGUAUGAGAGUGCUGCUGCAUUCUGGCCUGAUGUCCAUGGGCGUAUUAUAUUUGCGUUGGUGAUCUCACAGCUGCUGUUAAUGGGAUUAUUGAGUACGAAAGAAGCUGCUAAUUCAACUCCAUUGCUCAUCACUCUCCCAGUUUUGACCAUAUGGUUCCAUCUGUUUUGCAAGGGACGAUAUGAACCUGCUUUUAUUAGACAUCCAUUACAGUCUUUAAGGGUGAUGAAGACACCGACAGUGAAGUAAUGAGUGAAAAGUGGGAGGAGGAGC
Messenger RNA from Gastrolobium bilobum, 2106 nucleotides. Its product is annotated as CSC1-like protein At3g21620. NCBI's taxonomy places the organism in Eukaryota, Viridiplantae, Streptophyta, Magnoliopsida, Fabales, Fabaceae. The transcript has 11 exons. The record is from RefSeq and is a predicted model, not a curated record. Gene Ontology annotation, cellular component: plasma membrane. Bases 1 to 2082 code for a protein of 693 amino acids. Gene Ontology annotation, molecular function: calcium-activated cation channel activity.